AUGUAGUCUCGGUCACAAGAGUUUGGGACUGACACACUACUGAUUUAAGACAGAAUACUAAACAGUAAUUCUUAAAAACUUUUCAUUACAAUCGCCUCAGAAACACAACGUAGUCGCUUUCUAUUUGGCAAAGUUAUUAUAAAUAAUCCAGAAUACUCUGCGCUGUACAUGUAUAUCACAUUACCAUUUACUUCCCAUCUCUGCAUAAUCCUGUGUGCCAUUUAAAAUGUUUACAAUAUCAAAAACAUUAACCUCAAGAUAAAACUAUUAUUAAAGCCAACAUAAAAAUUAUCCAACGGGACUAUAACUUCCAGUGGCUGUUGCAUAUUCCAAAUGAACAAAUUCCAACAGCCGCUAUGCUGUAACUAACAUGCAGCCAGACUUGCCAAACACCUACUUGGCCAGGUAUAGCAACAUCUGAGUGGCAAUACGCGCAAUCGAAAUUACGCAUGCGUACAGGUGGAUGAUAAUUUUGAAAUUAAUUAAAUUAAUGAAGAUUGUUUAGCGAUUAUAUAAAAUACCUUAAAAAAUUCAGGAGAUCACUAUUUUCUUUUACUUUCAUUUUUAUUUUUGCAUUUCUGAGUCGUCCUGCGUACCAGAUAUGACCCAUAGCACCCUCAGGGGAAGGCGUACCCCCGGUUGAAACCCUCGUGUUAAAUCAACAUUAGCUGCACUUGGUUUGCUGGCAUAUAGGAAAAAGGAAUACAAGCUCAGUGCGUCACAUUUUAUUGGUCAACAGAACGUGCAUGGUUAAAUGUUCACUCGCCCAGAGGGAGAAAUCUGCACAGCAACAAGCGCCAUCACUGCGUUGCAAGCAGCUGAUUCAUCACACAAUGACGAAGAGCACUCCAAGAGACAGGAAGUGGGAACAGCAAUGACUAUGGAACUCCUAGAAGAAGACCUUACUUGUCCUGUUUGCUGCUGUUUAUUUGAGGACCCACGGGUACUACCUUGUUCCCACAGUUUUUGCAAGAAAUGUCUGGAAGGUAUUCUUGAAGGAAGCAGCAACAGGAGCUGGAGACCACCGUUUAAAUGCCCCACCUGUCGUAAGGAAACAACGACUACAGGAAUAAACAGCUUACAGAUCAAUUAUUCAUUGAGUGGCAUUGUGGAAAAGUACAACAAGAUCAAACUCGCACCAAAAAUGCCCAGUUGUAGAACACACAGCGGACAGCCACUGAAUAUCUUCUGUUCCUCGGAUCUGAAACUAAUUUGUGGGUUUUGCGCUACAAUGGGGGAUCACAAGGGACAUAUGUUUUGUGCGAUGGAAAACGCAUAUCAGCAAGAGAAGGCGGCUUUCGAGGAACUUUUUCUGGGAUUUGAGAACUGGCGCAACGCGGAUGUGCGGUCAUGCUUGGAUACAUUGGAGAACAGCAAGAGAAAGGCAUUGCAGCUGGUAUCUAAGGAUGGGGAAAGGGUAACAGAAUACUUGGAUAAAUUAAUCCACACGCUGGAACAAAAGAAGAACGAAAUACUAUCCGAUUUUGAAACCUUGAAGCUAGUGGUACUGCAGACCUACGAUCCCGAAAUAAACAAACUGAGCGUGGUCCUUGAAGAACAGAAAAGGGCGUUGAGCAUCGCCGAGACUUUAAAGGACGUGUCUGAUCCGCUCCUGUUUCUGCAGCAGAUGCAAGAAUUUCGGGAGAAAUUGAGAAUCAUUCGGGAGACUCCCCUGCCUUCUCGCCCAUGUAUGGAUGUCAAUCCCAUAGUGCAAAACUUUGAUACAAAGAAGUGGGACUCUGUAAAACUAAAGGAUGUCGAUAAGAUUGUUACCCCCCACGAAAAAUGCACAUCUCCCUUUUUAAAACCAAAGACCUCACGAGCUCUCCUGGUUACAGCUUCCAUGUGCCUCUUAGCAUUAGCAUUGUAUAUUCAGGAUUCACUAAGUCUCUCAUUUCUAUUAAACCAAAUGUCAACGGUUGGUAGUUCAUGUUUACCUGCUUCAUUGGAAUCCUCAGACUAUGCUGUGACAUGCUGGGGCGAGGUUGUAAACCUGUGUUUGUUUCUCUGUGACAUCUGUCAGAAACAUACACUACUUCUGCUUAAUUAUACUGCAGAAUUUGUUUGCAGUUACAAGUUAUUAUAGAUAGGAAUGUUCGUUUCUACACACGCACUGUUACAGUUUAUACAUUAAUAUUAAAAUGACAAUUAAGAAUACCUUUUAAUAAAAUACCAGAUACGAUUUGUUAUCAUAGAUAAAUGUAUACUGGGUUUGUUUAGCGUGAUAAUAUAAUGUAAGUUGGUUUCCUUCUGCAGUAGUAUUUGAUUUUUUUUUUUUUUUUUUUUAACAUGAUGGGAUGUUAACACAUGUCUAUUCAAAUCAAAUUAAAAUAAUGUAUCUAUUUCAGGAACCUGUAUAAUUAUAGGGUGAAAAACGUGUUUUAAUUAAUUUCAUUCAGGUUUGCCUCGUGUCUAAGCACUAGGAGUUUAUUUACCUUCAUUUAAUAUUGAUAGUCGAGGCCCUUGUACAUUUAUCAGCCUUUUUUCCUUUUUUCACCUAAGCUAAAUUAUUGCGAAUCAAUAUACACAACUUGUUUUAUUUCAAGUGUUUUUGCUUCCUUCAUUUCCAUUCAGCACAGCAUUGAUGUAUGCAAAAAGGAUUCUCGCAUUUGUAAUAGGUUAAUCGGCGAUUGGUUUAAAGAGAAUAUUAUGUUUUGUUGUUGAUAUUAAAUCCAUAUAUGAAGUAAUGACCAGUCUGUAGUUUUUUGCAGUAUUUCUUAAGAAUGUUGAUAGUUCUGUUUAUUUACAUUACUCAAAUAUGGCGUCCUUUCUAUUAACACAAACACCUAGCAGUGUUUAUUUACAUUUUACUGGUGAAACGUGUGGAUCUUUUAACAUUUAGCAAAAUACCAUAUUGCAAGUGUUUUUCUUCAGAAUCAUUCAAUCUAGCAACUCGGACACAUUCCUCACUAAAGGC
Molecule: messenger RNA, 2917 nt
Organism: Polyodon spathula (Mississippi paddlefish)
Lineage: Eukaryota; Metazoa; Chordata; Actinopteri; Acipenseriformes; Polyodontidae
Product: tripartite motif-containing 13-like
Exons: 4
Coding region: 755-2086 (443 amino acids)
Biological process (GO): positive regulation of macroautophagy; innate immune response; positive regulation of canonical NF-kappaB signal transduction
Molecular function (GO): zinc ion binding
Source: RefSeq, a predicted model, not a curated record